This is a messenger RNA of Suillus clintonianus, 2098 nucleotides long. RefSeq lists its product as uncharacterized. The record is from RefSeq and is a predicted model, not a curated record. Bases 392 to 1969 code for a protein of 525 amino acids. Gene Ontology annotation, biological process: anatomical structure morphogenesis; cell differentiation; regulation of DNA-templated transcription. NCBI's taxonomy places the organism in Eukaryota, Fungi, Basidiomycota, Agaricomycetes, Boletales, Suillaceae. The transcript is spliced from 3 exons. Gene Ontology annotation, molecular function: DNA-binding transcription factor activity, RNA polymerase II-specific; RNA polymerase II cis-regulatory region sequence-specific DNA binding.
UCUAUUGCAUAAGCGGAGGGAUGCUUCCCUCUCAUUGUUUCCUCCAAAUCCGGAGUACCGCGAAAUGAAAGUAUCCCAAUACGGUCAAAGCGUCAACCUCCAAACGGAUGCAGGUUUUAAGUUCAACGGAACUUUUCGAUGUUCGAUUUGAUCAUGGUAUAUAACGGGCGGUCCGUAUUGUUUUCGCUUUGUGUGCCCCACUCGCCCAAUUGUUUGCUCGAUAGCGCGCUUUGUGAGACAAAGAAAAACAGUUCAGUAACACGCCUAGCGAAACCUAUUAUUCAACCCAAUCCUCAUCCAUCUCCUUUCUUCUUUCUCAUUAUUCCCCCUUCCUUCAGAACCGUUCACUCACCUUAGCAGCCAUUGUUCCAGUCCUCGAGACAGAACAAUCAUGCCUGCGUUCCGCACACACGAUACCCUUUCUCAAUCACUUGAAGUGAUUACGGACGCCAUCCAGCCCCCAACCUUGGCCAUCAUUUCUCCGACGCCGCGCGCCUUCACUUUCCCUAUUGACCAAAACGAAACCUGUCCUUACUCGUCGCCUGUAAAUUCGCCUUUUGAGCCAGAUCUCCGGAAGCUCACGCUCACCCCUUCACGCCCCACACUCCUUCGCACUCUUUCCCCUGUAUCUCCCUCAUCAUCCAGUUCAUCAGGAUCGACCUCGGUCUUUUCCUCGACAUCAUCAUUUACUACCUUAUCUUCUGGACCUGCAUCGCCAUCAUCGCACAAACGCCGCAAGUCGUCGAUAUGCAGCGACAUCGAGCGUAGACCAAGAAAGGGCGACGAAGACUAUAUCAAGCGCCCUGAAAAUGCUUUCAUCCUCUUUCGCAGGAAGUGCUGUGAAGAGCGCCAACAGGCUCAGGAGGAGGCGGUAUCAGCAGCAUACGCUGACGCCCCAACGAAGAAGCAGCGACAGGCAGAUCUGUCAAAAACGAUCAGUCAACAGUGGAAGGCGCUUUCUGCCGAGGAGCGUCUGUACUGGGAAGAGCUGGCCAAGGAAAAGAAGAAGGAGCAUGAGCAGAUGUACCCGAAUUACGUCUAUCGCCCUCAGCGAUCGAAGGACAAGAAGGGGAAGAAGAGUAAGCGGGGCGAGUUUGAGCACGAGACAGACUGUGAGAGUAGCAUCUCCUUUAUGCUUCCAUUGUCGCCUCCGACUGUGAUGAAGCACGGCCGUUCUGCGUCCGCUCCUACUCCCCCACCUGCUCAGCAGAGGAUUCAAGUUCCGACGGUUUACAUGCCUUCGUGCCCCACAUCGCCGUCGCUGUUGCCAAUGAUCAGCCGCCGCUCGUCGCAUCCAGACCAUGGAAUGAAUUCGUCAGCAUCACAGUUCGAUUUCUUGCCCCAACAGCAGUUUUCGCACCCUAACGCCUACAUGGCAGGCCUUGAUGCCAAUGGAUUCUAUCACGGGAUGUUCGAGAACCCCUCUGCACCCCAUCCACUGUCGAUUUCCACCGAUAUGUCCAUGCUCCACGCCAGCCAACAGAUGGUUUCGCCAGCGUCGUCAAUAGAGUCCGGGUCAUCCGGCCCGCAUACCGGCCCUUAUACGCCCGUCAAUUGCAUGCCUGCCGCAUUCUCGUUCCACGAUGCGUCCCAUGAUCUUGACUGCAUGAAUGAAGCGGAAAUAGAUUCGCCAAUGUCUGGAUCGCCUUUGGAUAACGUGCACUUCGGGUACUCCCAGUCGUAUUCUUGGGAAGGACAGGGUGCGUGGGAGAGUCAUGGCGACCUUCUUGCUGGAGACGAGUUCGACCUGAACGCUAUCCCUCCAAUUCAACUUGGUAUGCCAGGAUGCGGGGGAGAGUUGGCGUCCAUGAGCCAGCACCAGUCGGCAUUCGACAUAGACUACGCCCCUGGCUCCUAUGACGCAUCGUCAAUGGAGGCAAACCAAUAUCCGCUCGAAGCACAAGGGCACGAGACGUUCGAGCAGAUGUUCAAUUUUGAAAACAUGCUCGUAGCACCUGCCGGAUUCUGAUCGCUCAACCGAUGUAUGCUGGCGUCAUCGGCCUUGGGGACAUUUUUAUACGGACACCUUGUAAAACCACCUCUCCAUCACAUCCGCAUCCACGUCCACACGCGGGCCACUUUUUCUUCCGUGUUUGAU